UGCCAACCUCUUUCACAGUUGAAGUUCAUCACUGAAGCCUGGUUGCAGAUAAUCGAAUGUAGGAGAGUUCUAAAAUGGACAUAUGCCUAUGGAUAUUAUUUACCAGAGCAUGAAGCUGCAAAAAUGCAGUUCUUUGAAUACUUGCAAGGUGAGGCUGAAUCUGGAUUGGAACGACUUCAUCAGUGUGCAGAGAAGGAGUUACAAUAUUACCUCACCGCAGAAGGCCAGUCAAAAGAGUUUAAUGAGUUCCGCAAAAAACUUGCAGGACUAACCAGUGUGACGCGGAAUUACUUUGAGAAUUUAGUACAAGCUCUUGAGACUGGUUUAUCGGAUGUGGAUUCCCAUGGUGGUUGUAACAGGACAGAUAGCUCCAAGAACAAAGGAUGUGGAAGCAGUAAGGGUGGGAAUGUCAAAGAGUUGACAUCAAGUGAUAGUGUUAGUAGAAUCUCAACAAUCCAGGCUACUGGUCCUGUGAACAUUGCACCUUUGCAAAUAUCAGUUCAGUCACCACCUGUGAGGUGUGCGACCAACCCCAGUAAAUCUCAAGUGCUGUGUUAUAGUUAUGAUGGCCAAUAACAUUUGAGUGUCAGCAGGAGAAGGAACUGUUUUUCCAUUCCACAUUCCAAGCAUAUGGCGUCUAUCCUUUGAUUGGCCCCAGCAAAAAUUGAAAUAAGAAACCUUUUUGUCUUGGCAUCAACAUUCCUGAGGUGCAUAACAUGUGUAAUUGGCAUUAAUUGCUGAUUUUUUAUGAUAUUUUCUCAGGGAAAGGUACCUUCACCUUGUGUAGCAUGCAUAUAUCUGUUUAAUGUACAGAGUAGUAAGUACAGCAUAUCGGCCCCUGAACCAGUCGUGUGCGGAUGAUCAUCCCAAAAAUCAAGGUUUGAUAUUCCACAACUGUGACGUUAAAAGGUUGAUCUUCCACAAAAACAAGUUGAGGGACUGAUAAGACUUUUUCGCCUUUAAUAUAUGAGAAAAUGACAC
Molecule: messenger RNA, 981 nt
Organism: Rubroshorea leprosula
Lineage: Eukaryota; Viridiplantae; Streptophyta; Magnoliopsida; Malvales; Dipterocarpaceae
Source: the annotation of a GenBank genome assembly